GGCAGUGUUGUGCCGCUGACUCAGCGCGCUCUCAGUGGAUGCACCGAAGAAGAGAGCGGGUGACCAAUGGAGCUGCGGUGUGGAGCAGCAGUCUUCUCUUGAACUCCUCUUUCAUGGCUUAGAACUGCGUUUUUCUCCAGGACUGUCGCACACGGAGUAUGCAGAGAUGAAGCGGGUUCGGACCGAGCAGAUCCAGUACGCAGUGACCCAGUACCUGAAGAGGAGGCAGUAUAUAGACACAGAUGGGUCUCUGAAGGGGGCCAAACUCUCCCAGUCUGCUGAGGAGAUGGCAGCCAGUCUGACAGUUCAGACGGAGUCCAGCUCUGUGAACGUGGUGUCAGCAGCCCCGUGUCAGUCAGACCCGCAGCAGUACGAGACCCAGUUCUCCAGACUGCGCUGCUUCCUGCAGGAAGCAGAAGCACCGUUAGUGAAGGAGGUGAGCGGCGUCUUGUUCCCGCUCUUCCUCUACCUGCACCUGGACAUGGCGCGCUGUGGCCUAAAGGGGACGGUGGACUCCUUCUACAGUCGCUUCCACUCAUUCUUCCAGCAGGACCCUGAGCAAAAAGCCAUCGUAGACCUGCUACGAGGAGUCGUCACGCCUCAGGAUGUGAGCUCAAACCCUAAGCUCUGCUCGCUCCUGGAUCACAAGUAUGUGGUGCACCUGACGGAUCAAGCGUACAGCUACCUGCUGCGUUACCUGCAGAGCGAUGACAACAGCGCCAUCUGCUGGGUGCUCAGCUCACACGUGCAGGUGGAGGUGACAGCAGCGCACCGAACCGACUACCAGCUGUACGGCGCAGGCACAGGAGCAGGAAACACUACCUCCACUUCCUCUUCCUCCACUGCAUGGACUGCGGGGGAUGGGGCGGAGGGGGCGGAGCGUGUGGAGGUCACGGCAGGGUUAGCUCAGAACGAGGUGGCGCUGGAGGCGCUGCAGGACUGCAUAAAGCGCGUGCGAGAAGGUCCGCCUUCGCUCACCACCGUCUGCUUCUACGCCUUCCAGCACACGGAUCAGCAGCUGAACACGGCCGAGGUGUCACCGGACAGCCGCUUGCUGGCGGCCGGCUUCGAUAACUCAGCCGUGAAGCUGUGGAGUCUGCGGGCCAGGAAGCUGAAGGCAGGACCUCACAGGGUCGACGUGUCUAAAAUAAGACUGGCCUGUGAUGUGCUGGAGGAGGAGGCAGAUGAUGAGGAUGCCUCGGGCAGUGAGAUAAAGACCCUGCGCGCUCACAGCGGUCCGGUGUACCGCACGGCGUUCCUGACGGACGGCUCCGGCCUGCUGUCCUGUUCGGAGGACUCCACCGUUCGCUUCUGGGACCUGAACAGCUUCACCAAUACAGUCCUGUACCGUGGCCACGCUUACCCCGUCUGGGACGUGGACGUCAGUCCCUGCAGCCUGUACUUCUCCACGGCGUCCCACGACCGCACGGCUCGCCUCUGGAGCUUCGCGCGCACCUAUCCUCUGCGUCUGUACGCCGGACACCUCUCUGACGUCGACUGUGUCAAAUUCCACCCCAACUCCAACUACGUGGCGACGGGCUCCACGGAUAAAACCGUACGCCUGUGGAGCACGCAGCAGGGGGCGUCUGUGAGGCUGUUCACGGGGCACCGCGGACCCGUGCUGUCGCUCGCCUUCUCACCCAACGGUAAGUACCUGGCGUCGGCCGGAGAGGACCAGAGACUGAAGCUGUGGGACCUGGCGUCCGGCACCCUGUUCAAAGACCUGCGGGGUCACACCGACAGCAUCACCAGCCUCUCCUUCAGCCAGGACAGCAGUCUGGUGGCCUCCGCCUCCAUGGACAACUCUGUGCGGGUGUGGGACAUCCGCAGCGCCCACGGCACCGCCCCCACCGACGGCUCCAGCAGCGAGCUGAUCGGACAGUACACGGGCAGCACUAGCAACAUCCUCAAUGUGCAGUUCAUGGCCUGUAACCUGCUGCUGGUGACAGGCACGGCGCUGGAGAAACAGGAACAGUGAGAAUGUGUGUGGGGGGCAAUCUCAACAAAACACGCUCAGGUUAUAUUUCACCCCAAAAUCAGAAGAAAUAAUUCAGAUUCAGAUCGGGUCUUUUCCGCUCCAGGAAACUCAAUGGCAAAAUGCAUCCCAGUUCACCUUGAAGCCAUUUAGCACCAUAAAUGAUCUUUUUGCAUUCUGACGUUAUUUUUAUAACACAAGUUUGCAUUUCUGUAAUGCACAAAAAAACAAUUAGAUGUGAUUUGAAUGGUAAGGUAUUUAUCAGGGUGGUAUUUGUUGCAUUGCUCUUAAUUCGUUGAUUUAACUAAAUAGAACACAUAAGUUUAUUUUCUUUAAUGCAUCUAGAUGUUUUACAAUAAAAAUUAUAAUUGUUGAUAUAUCAGUGGUGUAACCGUGAAAUAAUUCUGCAUAAAUUAAAACGUAGUUCAACAAAUAUUUAUCAAUUCAAAAUUUGCCGUAUUUUUUUUAUUUAUUAAAGGAAGUACAAAAAAUUAUUAUUACUAUAAGAAUUUGGGUGACAAUUGGCACAAAAAUAAAAUGGCACAACAAUACAAACAAUCUUAAUAGACUUUAUUUUCUUUGAGCAAAAUAUAUUUCUAAUUUUUCUUUAGGUGAAAUAUGUCCUGGACGUGUUCUUGAAGGGUUUUGGUUGUGUUUUGUAAAGUGAGCGUGCUGGUGAUGUUUGGCUCACUUUUGUUAUGAUGUGUGUUGAUGCCUCUAAAGGACAGAGGUGCAGCCUGCUGUUCUCAUACAGAUGUAAAUAUUAGAUAUUGUAUUAAAUCUUUUUUUCCUGAAAAGAGUUAGGUCAUUAUUUCCAUGUUUGUAUCUUUCAGUUCAGCUCUUUUCUGUUGCUGUUGUUUUGUUGCUGGCUUAUGUUUGUAAAGGUAAUUCUGAAAGCACCUCUCAAGCUCUUCUCCUGGACGUUCACCAGGAAGCCAGAUAAACUGGAUACAUCCUACUGUAGGUGUGAGAUACAGUCCUCACCGUUUGUCUUUUGUAAGAACAUAACUCAAGGGUGGACUGAAUGAAGCGUUUCCUUGAAUCUGAUUUCACAACCCUGCACUUAGUUUUGUACAAAGCAAGUUAAGUUUCUCUGUUUGAAUUGAUUUUCUUUUGUGUCCCUGUUGGUCAAUAAAACAAUCAUGGGACCUUUGUCUUUAACCGUGAAGAAGAAAAGCCUUUGUAGUUUGCUUCCUGUAAAAAAAGAACAAGUGUUUGGUUCAUCCUGAUACUUGUAAAUAUACUUUUGUAAUAUUU
Messenger RNA from Carassius gibelio (silver crucian carp), 3232 nucleotides. RefSeq names its product TAF5-like RNA polymerase II, p300/CBP-associated factor (PCAF)-associated factor (gene taf5l). Lineage: Eukaryota; Metazoa; Chordata; Actinopteri; Cypriniformes; Cyprinidae. Gene Ontology annotation, biological process: regulation of DNA-templated transcription. Gene Ontology annotation, cellular component: histone acetyltransferase complex; nuclear protein-containing complex. The record is from RefSeq and is a predicted model, not a curated record. The transcript has 7 exons. Bases 167 to 1978 code for a protein of 603 amino acids. Gene Ontology annotation, molecular function: transcription coactivator activity; protein binding.